Funneliformis caledonium is the source of this 339-nucleotide messenger RNA. The record is from the annotation of a GenBank genome assembly. Lineage: Eukaryota; Fungi; Glomeromycota; Glomeromycetes; Glomerales; Glomeraceae.
AUGGGUUUAAAAGAAGAAAUUGUAGUUUUAAACUUUGAUGAUGAUACCGCUUUUAUAUAUUUUUCAAAUUUACCCUUAUAUUAUAAAACUCAUAGUAUUUUAACUAAUGAUAUUUAUGAGGACUUUAUAAAUAGGGAUAAUGUUUCGCUUAAGCUGAUUUCUGUUAAUUUUUCUUAUAGAUAUAAAGAAUAUGAAUCAAGUUCUAAGUUUGAUUUUUUUUCUCUUCAAUCACAUAAAGAUUUAUUUCAAAAAAUGAUAGAAUCAAUAACAGAUAAUGAUGAUAAUGAUGAUAGUAUUGCCAAAUAUAACUUUGAUGAAAAUAGAAAAGAAUUUAGAUGA